AUGAAGAAAACAUUUACCUUCUUAUCAGGCCACUGGUCGACCAAGGCACACAUAUUGGCUAACGCUCGCUUUAUGUGGAUAUCUAAAGCCCAAGACAAGGACAACGAAACGAGUAGUUCCUCUAACCGAGAUCAGUCCGCGUACUUGAGACGUCGAGAACAAGUCCGCAAAGCUCAACAGACUCAUCGAGAACGCAAAGAGCAAUACUUCAAGACACUGGAAAGCGAAGUCUUGCGUCUUCGAGCAAAUGAAGCCGGCUUCUUGAAGAAGAUACGAGAAUUAAGUGCCCAUGUAGGUCAACUCGAAGAUGCUUUGAGGCGCAAUGACAUCGAUAUGUCUACACCCAACGCCACUAUGGACGAGCAAUUUGCGGCAUCAUCCACCGCCGAACAUAACAGCAACAUUUCUACACUGCAUCAAACCUCACUGAACACAGGUACUACCAAUAAAACCGUGUCGCCGUCAUCUUACCAUCCCGUACGAGACCAGCAUACACAAGUCAAAAAGUCGACAGAUACAUCUGUACUUGCCGAUGGUAUGGAAUUCGUACUGACACUUGAAAAACCUUGUCUUGGUCACAUCCAUCUCGACUUGAACAAUCCAAGUGAGCCUUCUGGCCAUGUUCUAACCGCCUCGAUGCCAAUGUUGAAUGCCAACCACUAUCCACAGUCCUUCACCGACAAUUCUCCAUCCUUAGAAGCUUCAAAGGCAAUUUUCGACCGUCUAACGACCUUAUCUUCCGAGCUUGUCUGUGAUGACGAAUUCAGCCCUAUACAAGCAUGGAAUUAUAUUGUCGACCAACCACUUGCAUACAAACCCGGCAUUGGCCAGCUGCGUAAACUGGCCGAGAAUUUACUAAAUCAUAUAAAGUGUUACGGAUUUGGCGCAGUUGUCGAGAAAGAUAUCUGUGUCAAAAUGGUGGCUGAGAUAUUGACUUCUAGCUGA
Molecule: messenger RNA, 945 nt
Organism: Talaromyces atroroseus
Lineage: Eukaryota; Fungi; Ascomycota; Eurotiomycetes; Eurotiales; Trichocomaceae
Exons: 6
Coding region: 1-945 (314 amino acids)
Cellular component (GO): RNA polymerase II transcription regulator complex
Molecular function (GO): DNA-binding transcription activator activity, RNA polymerase II-specific; transcription cis-regulatory region binding
Source: RefSeq, a predicted model, not a curated record